UCAAUCUUCCCUGCCCCCUUCAGCUCUUCCUUUUUUUCUUCCAUCAGGCUUGCGACCGAAAAGAGAGAAUUUUCCCCAAGUAUCUGGUGGAGGUUUCUCACAAGGAGAGGCAACAUGGGGAUCCAAGUCUGGUUGGCAGCUUGUGUGCUGGUUCUGGUCCUGGAGACUGCGAACCCUCAGCAAAGCGUAUGUCAAGCACCCAACGGGAGAGACGGACACCCGGGGGCUCCGGGCCGCGACGGGAGACCAGGACAGAAGGGUGACGUUGGUGAACCAGGGAUGGCUGCCAGGAGCACAGGGGUACGGGGAGCCAAAGGUGAUCCGGGGGACCCCGGCCCACCUGGCAACCCAGGGAACCAAGGCUACAGAGGCCCAGAUGGUCCUCCAGGCCCUCCAGGGGAACCAGGAAAUAAAGGCAUCAAGGGACAAUCCAGCAACAUUGCAGAGCAGCCCCGAACGGCUUUCUCGGCAACACGGAAGAGUCCCGGACCCACCCCGAAUCCCAACGUCGUAGUCUUUGACCACAUCAUCACCAACCAAGACAACCGCUACAGCACACAGACGGGCGAAUUCACCUGCAGGCACCCAGGCUACUACUACUUUGCCUUCCAGGUGGUCUCCAGCGGGAACCUGUGCCUCCGACUCAUGCACAGAGACGCCACCGUGGCCACCUUCUGCGACGAGAACCAGCAAAACAACUUCCAGGUCAACUCAGGAGGCAGCGUCCUGAAGCUGGCCGAAGGGGAACGCGUCUGGCUGGAGAGUGAUCCCAAGUCCGGGAACGGCAACAUUUACGAGGGCCCCGAAGUGGACAGCGUGUUCAGUGGCUUUUUGCUUUUUCCAUCCAUAGCCUGAGCAGCUGCGAGGAAGAGAUGAGACCCCUCUCUAAAUAUCCCUUGCCUAUCACUUCUUGCUACCAUUCCUCCUAUGGACAUCUCCCGUCUCCUAGGCUAAAACCUCCCCUGCCUUCUACAUCAGUUCAAUUCCGGCACUAAAUAAAUGCUUACCAUUUGAAAAC
This is a messenger RNA of Pogona vitticeps (central bearded dragon), 1018 nucleotides long. RefSeq names its product complement C1q A chain (gene C1QA). The record is from RefSeq and is a predicted model, not a curated record. NCBI's taxonomy places the organism in Eukaryota, Metazoa, Chordata, Lepidosauria, Squamata, Agamidae. Gene Ontology annotation, molecular function: protein binding.